Messenger RNA from Pleomassaria siparia CBS 279.74, 1674 nucleotides. The record is from the annotation of a GenBank genome assembly. NCBI's taxonomy places the organism in Eukaryota, Fungi, Ascomycota, Dothideomycetes, Pleosporales, Pleomassariaceae.
GGUAUAUGAAAUAUCCGUAGCCCACUUCCAGGAUGAAGCACAUAGCUCUACUGCUACCAGUUUUUCGGUGCCAAUACGAUUUUUACACACAGCAAAAGCCAAACAGACCACGACGAGCAAAGAAAUGGUGAAGGUUACAAAGAUUAAGAACGAACCAGUAUCAGAUACGGAGGAGCUUAUAAUGGAUACCUUAAAACCCAGUAAACCAACAAGGGCCACCAGAUCAGCGAUGCGAGACUCUACCCCCGUUCAGGAGCUCGUCCCCAGCCUCCUCCGCAGCGAACGAAAAGGUCGCAACCCAUAUCUUGCCUACGGCAGCUCUACCCGAUCCCAGACACGCAAAACCUCCAGAGAAGUCGAUUCUACAAUCCCAACUGGUAUGGUGAAGACACCUCGCUUGACCAGGAUUCCGGCUGGUAUCGGCAUUGAGGAAUUCCCCAGCCCGACGAACUUGAAGCUGAAGAGUGCGACGAAGAGUACGAGGAAGAGCACUAGGACCAAGGUACAGCCUGUGAAGGCCAAGGAAGAGGAGGUGGGUAAGCUUUCUAGUGAUUUGGGUACUAUGAGUUUGGGUGGAAAGAAGGUGGAGAGUAACGUAACGACGAGGGAGCGGAAGUGCAAGAAGAAGGCGGCGAAUGAGGAACCGGUUACUGUUGAAAAGGCCAAGCUCAAGAUUGACACGGAGAAAGACGAGGUUGUAUUUGCUGCAAAGGGUAAUAAACGUCAGACCAGAGCCACGUCGGCAGGGAACAAGCACGUCAUGGAAGACGUCUACAGUGACGAGAAGAAGAACAUAGAGCUCUUCGGUCUCAACCCAAUCGUUCCUGACAACCUCAAACUAGAUGUUUCUGUCUGCCAUUUUCCCAAGAGGAGUUCUACCGAGAUCAUGACCUACGCCUCAUCAUCGUUCUUCGCCUCGGACACCGAUCCCGAUCGCAACUUCAAAGACACUCUCGGCCCCUCCCCAGAAGAUCAAUCACGAAUCCGCAAACUUAUCUCCAAUUUCACGCCCAAUGCCGCCUCGUCCCGCGACAACAAGAAGCUCUGGGAGUUUGAAGAAGAGGACAUGGAGGAACUCCGGGGCGGUAUUGCGGAUUUGGAAGCUUGGGGAGAGCAGGGAUACGCUAGUGCCAUGGCGCUGUUAAUUUUGAGAGGCAUGUUGGAGGUUUGUGUCAAGUUUGACGCCUUUAGGACGAGUGUGGAUCUGUUUUUGGAUGAUGUUGAUAGGGUGGGGAUGGAUAUGGACUGGAACGGAGAGGAGAUAAAGGGGGAACUGGAAUAUCAAGUUGGAGACGAAAUGAGCGACAAUGAGGAAUUAGGUGAGGGUAUGGUGGAAGAGUAUGUUGGCGAAGAGGAGAUUGGAGAUACGUGAUAUUGGCAUAGUGCUUGCUCUUGAUUUCGAGGUCAGCUUUGUGGCCGUCGUAUCUCGCGUAGCUGAUGGCCAUAUCUACGUCGUGGCCAAAUGGUUCGUCCCGCAAAGAAGAUGGUGUUCGAUUGUCUAAGUUGAGUCUUGUAAAGUACACAGAAAUGUAAUCAGGCUCAAAUGGCAAAGUGUCGCAGCAGGAUAUAGAUCUAUCUCCUUAUCUUAGGAAUAGGUAUCGAGAUCUCUUUUGCUGUUUGACACGAAGUCAAACACAUAUCCUAUCGCACUGAAACCAGAUCACUAUCUCAGCU